This is a messenger RNA of Carassius gibelio (silver crucian carp), 2207 nucleotides long. RefSeq names its product vasohibin 1 (gene vash1). The record is from RefSeq and is a predicted model, not a curated record. Gene Ontology annotation, cellular component: cytoplasm. The transcript is spliced from 7 exons. Gene Ontology annotation, biological process: regulation of angiogenesis. Bases 673 to 1788 code for a protein of 371 amino acids. Lineage: Eukaryota; Metazoa; Chordata; Actinopteri; Cypriniformes; Cyprinidae.
UCAUAAGAACGAGUCGUUUAUGAUUCGGGCAUCACAAUCAGCGUCGUAUAACGGGAUCUGUGACUCGGCAGGGCGAUGGCUCGGACCCUACACCGAGACAAAAUAAAGCUGGACACGGAAAACCACUGCACUCCAUCGCACCGUGUUUAAUAAGCGCGUGACUGACAGCGAGCGCGCGGCCGGCGGUCCGGUGACGUCAGAGGAGCGGCUGUCCUCUCAUUGUCUGUAAAACCGCUCGUUUUCGUCACUUAUACCUGAUUUAAACGCGUCCACGUGACUUCUGUGUUCUCCGCGGUCGCGUGUUACAUUUAAAUGUAUAAUCUAAGAUCAAAUGCUGUUUGUUUGUGAUCUGACACGCUGUUUGUGUAUAAAUCAGAGGGGAGUCAGUCUGGUGCUACUGUAAGCUGUGAUCAGAAGAUACGUGCUUUAUAACGUGUUGUGUUUGCUCUGCAUGCUGUCAGAACUAGUAUGCUGCUUGAUAUAUGUUGACAGAGCUGCGGCUGGGGGUCAGAUUGAGUCCGGACACCCCAGCCAUCCCCCCGAGGGCCGUGGCUCUACUGGACCCAGAGGUCAGAAGGGGCCCAGGGGUUUCUAGGGGCCCACAGCAAUUUCCUAAUCGUGCUUUUAAGAAGGUCCUAGAAUUUCUAUCUCUGGCCAGGUUGUGGGCUGUCCAUGCCGGUGUCCUGCUGCGGGACCGUCCAUCACGGCUCCUCUCCGAGGAGGAUCAUCCAGAAGAACCCAGGAAUCAGGACUUGUUUGAGUCAGCCGUGCUCUUCUGUUGGACUGAGGAUGCUGCGGACUGCUCUCAGUCUGGAGCGAGACGAGGAGCAGGAGGACGAAGGAGAAGACCUGAGGGAUGGUGGGAUACCGUUCAUUAUUAACAGGGGGGGUCUGCCCAUAAACGAGGAGACCUGGGAGCAGAUGUGGCGGCACGUGGCCCGCAUCCACCCGGAUGGAGAAGCAGUGGCCAGGAGGAUACGGGGAACCAGCGACCUCCCCAAGAUACCAGUACCAAGUGUGCCUACAUUCCAGCCCAACAGCAGUAUUCCCCAGCGUCUGGAAGCCAUACAGAGAUACAUCAGGGACUUGCAAUACAAUCACACUGGAACACAGUUUUUUGAGAUCAAGAAGAUCAGGCCACUCACAGCACUGAUGGACAUUGCCAAGGAAAUGACAAGAGAAUCUCUACCAAUUAAAUGUUUGGAAGCCGUUAUCCUCGGAAUUUACCUCACCAACAGCAUGCCGACCGUCGAGCGGUUUCCUCUCAGCUUUAAAACGCAAUUCUCAGGGAGUCAUUUUCGUCACAUUGUGCUGGGUGUCCACAGCGGCGGUCGCUUUGGUGCUCUGGGCAUCAGUCGCCGCGAGGAUUUGAUGUACAAACCGCUGGAGUACAAAACACUCACAGACCUCCUUCAAGAGUUCCAGGUGGCUUAUCGGAGGUACUGGCACACACUGUGCAAGGUCAAGAUCGGUCAUUAUGUGUCACACGACCCACACAGUGUGGAGCAGAUUGAGUGGAAGCAUUCGGUGCUGGAUGUGGACAAGCUGUCCAAAGAAGAGCUGAGGAAAGAGUUGGAGAGACACACUCGGGAUAUGAGGUUGAAGAUUGGUAAAGCUGCUCCACCAUCACCGCCUAAAGACAGGAAGAAGGAUAUGGGAUCUCCUCUGAGGACCCCAUGCAGUCCGAUGCGCAAGAACAGCCAAAGCGACAGACGGUCAUCAGUGGAGAAGCGGGCCGGGCCGGCAGGGCCCGCGGCUGAUGUGAACGGAUACCAGAUCAGGGUCUGAGAGAAUGAAGAGACAAAGGCCGAAACAGCCGUGAGAGGAUGAAGAUGUGUGUUCACUUGAAGACGUAUCAUGCUACACAGAGAAUGUGUUCACUUAUAAGGGUAGACAUGAACACCUUCUCUAAUCAUUCAUUCAGUAGAAUAGCCACAUUAGGAACAAUGCAUCAUAUUUAUAUUCAUUUCAAUACUUUUCAUAUUUAAUCUGUAAAUACAAUGCAAGUUAACCUUUAACUCUACUAGAGGAUAGCCUGUAGUCCAUUUUUGGGGCCUUGGAUCAGUUUUUGGACUGCAAUGAUUUUCUGGCUCAGUGUUUUUGUCUUGUUUUCCGGUAUAGUCUUUACAUUUCUAAAUCAUUCAAGAUACUUUUUCUUUUGAAGCAAAACAACUUAAUUUUGAGUCUUGUUUUCUUUUGGGGGGGGG